AUGUUAUUAUCAUUUCCAUUCAUAGAUAAUAUAAACACGGAUUUAACAAUUCUUAUGGCUCAGCGGUUGUGUUGCUAUUUAAUUUUCUUUAUCCUUUUUAUUAAUCAUAUUAAUAUGAUAGCAUCAAGUAAUCAAGAUAAUUACUUCAAUCGUCAUAUUGGUUUAGCAUAUAAAAGAAUGCCAAAUAAUCCAAGUAAUAAUCAACAUCAACAGCAAGCAUUUGUCUCGCCGGAAUUUUUAAUAUCCCGUUGGAUGGAAUUAUUCAGCGAACAGAGUAAAAAUAAUGAAACUUAA
Messenger RNA from Rotaria socialis, 294 nucleotides. Lineage: Eukaryota; Metazoa; Rotifera; Eurotatoria; Philodinida; Philodinidae. The record is from the annotation of a GenBank genome assembly.